Messenger RNA from Drosophila innubila, 824 nucleotides. RefSeq lists its product as uncharacterized. The coding region runs from base 103 to 711 and encodes 202 amino acids. The record is from RefSeq and is a predicted model, not a curated record. Lineage: Eukaryota; Metazoa; Arthropoda; Insecta; Diptera; Drosophilidae. The transcript has 3 exons.
UCGAUACCGCCUGACAGCUGUUUAAAAUGCUUGUUUGUUUUGUUUUUUUGGUUUGACUUAAAUUCUGCUUUUAAUUAAAAAAAAACACAUAAAAACCGCAGUAUGGAUCUUUUAAACACUUCCCUAACGCCGGUUCGCUUAGACAGCCAUCACACACAAUCUCCGAUCAAGCAUAAUGCCAAUUUGGCUAAUUGCAAGGCUCGAAUGGAAUCGCUGGUAAACGAUAUAACUAGUAACUAUGCCAAAUGGAAAUUAGCUCAUCAGCGGGGAACUUCCUUAUGUUACGCUAUUGAAGCCAAGAAAACGCGCUGCUUGGAAAAGGCGGAUGAAGAGAGCGGUUAUUAUCCGGAGGAUAUGAUAAGUCCAUGUGAUAAGCUGGCAGUGAUAACAUCCAUUUUUGUUGAUAUCGUUAAGAACACCCACGAAAUAUUGCGCCAAAUGCGUGCGCUUAUCAAACUCGCUGGUCCUGCAUCAAAUGUGAUCUUCUAUCGCACCUGGAAGCUGCAAAAGUUUGUCUCGUUCACUGAGGAACUCUCAAAUCGCUAUGCACGGGAAUCUAUUGUAAAGCAGCAAGUGAUGCAAAAUAUAGCACACUGCACCACAAGGAGUAAACUUAUCGCAUAUACGACAGCCUGGGAGUUUCCAGAUCAUGUUGAUGCCUAUGUCGAUUUGGUGUUUCGGCUUCUGGCGGAGGAAGUGAAAACAAAAUAAGUUCAUUCUGAUUGCUUUUAAUAAUUGUGCUCAUCAAAUUGUAUUUAUUAAAUGUUAAAUCGAGAUUUCAAUGCAGUUUGUCAGUUUCAAUAAACCAAUAACAUUAAGCUUAA